AUGUCAGCAUCAGCUUUCACGGCUCCGAAGCAGGGUCAGGUGCCACCCGACAACCUGUUCUACGUCUUUGUUAUUAGCCGGCAUGGCCAACGGACUCCCGUCAUGCGCUGCCGGAACUUGCCCAAGAACGAACCCGUCGACUACGGCCAGCUCACCGCGAAAGGUCGUGAGCAGACAUUCAGACUAGGCCAGUUCCUGCGGGACCGGUACAAAGUGUUUAUGGGGGCCUCGGACAAGCCCGGUCAAGUACUGGCCACCCAUGUCGGUCUGGAUCGGUGUCGUGACAGCGUGAGAGAGACCCUGCGUGGCCUGGGUGUGCCCGCGGCAACGCCCAUCGCCGACCCGACGCGUUACGGCGUGCCGUUUCUCGGCAGCGUGAACGACAACAUGGACAAGGUGCUUAAAGAGCCGGGUCGAGGCGACUUCUCCACGCUGGGAGACCUGGUCGCCUUCGUCGCGGAGAAGACGGGGGCACCGUGGCAGAACAAUGGAGACAAGUUCCUCGUGAUGGACAGCCUGGUGACCCAUGUGCUCAACGGGAACCCUGUGCCGGACUGGGCCAAGUCCAUGUGGGACGACUUGCUGUGGGCGGACCGGAGGGUGUUUGUGCGGUCGCUCGUGGGUUACGAGCGGCCGUUCGCGGGUUACGUGCUGGGCCGGGUGCUGGACACCCUCACGAUCAAAUUCGAGAAGCGCGUAGAACGGCCCGACAAGAUGCACGUCUUCUCCAUGUCAGACACGAGCGUGUUUUCGGUGCUCAAGCUCCUCGAUUCAUCACACGAUGGCCGACCUUGCUUUUGUGCCAGCAUUCUGAUUGAGGUGUAUAAGGACGGCCACAAGGACUGUGUGCGAAUCCUGUACCGCACCCAGGAAGAGCCUUGUCUUGUUCCCAUGAACAAGACAGAAAACCCGUGUGAGCUGAGCAAGUUUCUGGGAUUUCUGCGUGGCGUUUUAAAAACGCCUUAG
Molecule: messenger RNA, 966 nt
Organism: Dermacentor silvarum
Lineage: Eukaryota; Metazoa; Arthropoda; Arachnida; Ixodida; Ixodidae
Product: testicular acid phosphatase-like
Exons: 1
Coding region: 1-966 (321 amino acids)
Biological process (GO): dephosphorylation
Molecular function (GO): phosphatase activity
Source: RefSeq, a predicted model, not a curated record